AUGUUUUCUGACAAUCCCAAACAAUGGCUAGAAGAGAGCAUUCACGAAGGACAUAUCCAACAUUAUCAAGACGCAGAUUUGUUGGACCGCACUGUAAUUGCUACUAGAGGAUUUGUCGUUGUGUACAAAGCAUUGGUGAGACAUUCUGGAACUCCUGUUGCAAUAAAGUCGCUCGACACAAGACAGGAAGAAGCAUAUUAUGAGCAACUUGUUAAAGAGCCAAUUCUCACUUUAUUAUUGUAA
Paraglomus brasilianum is the source of this 243-nucleotide messenger RNA. NCBI's taxonomy places the organism in Eukaryota, Fungi, Glomeromycota, Glomeromycetes, Paraglomerales, Paraglomeraceae. The record is from the annotation of a GenBank genome assembly.